UCUAAAAAACAUUACCCAAGCUGAAGAAUGAGGUCUGUAUCAGUGGUGAUUCUCAUGUGUCUGGCAGGUGGGCUAUCCACCUGCCAGGCUUCAUUUGAGACCAAUCAGACUCAGGAAGAUAAGCUUACAGAUGAAGAGCUGGAAAAUCAUAUAAUGGAGGUGGAGGACAAACAAACCUUCGAUCAAGGGCUUCAAACAUUAACAGUUGGGGAAUCCAACACAAAAUUUCCAGAGGAAGCAUGCAAGCCAAACAUCUACACCAUAUUGAAGGAGCUCGGGGCUCUGGAAGAGAGACAGAAAGCCACCGCGAGGGCCCUCGAGGAAACCAAUAGACGGCUGGAAACCAGCGAGAAGAAGGUUGCCGCUCUCAACAGCACACUGACAGAGAUGAGAAGAACUUAUGAAGAACAACAUCAGGUUGCAUUUUCUGCAGCAAUGCCAACAGAGAGAACCAUUGGUCCUGUGAAUGUUCUUUAUCCUCUGGUAUACAAACACGUUCUGUCUAAUGUUGGAGGUCAUUACAGCCCAGUGACAGGCUACUUUACAGCACCUGUGAGAGGAAUUUAUUACUUCUCUUUUUCUUCAUUUUCUUGGGGAGGUGAGGGCACCACGGGUGGAAGUCUUUAUCAGAACGAAAACAAAGUUGUGUCAUGGUACGGUUACAGUAAAAGUGACCCUAUCUCUGGGUCUAACAGCGCCAUCUUGCUUCUGCAAGCUGGAGACAUGGUCAAUGUCCGUCUCUGGGAUACGAGAAAAAUAAGUGAUAAUGAAAAUAGGUACUCAACAUUCAGUGGAUUCCUACUGUCUCCAAUAUAA
Molecule: messenger RNA, 816 nt
Organism: Girardinichthys multiradiatus
Lineage: Eukaryota; Metazoa; Chordata; Actinopteri; Cyprinodontiformes; Goodeidae
Product: complement C1q-like protein 3
Exons: 3
Coding region: 28-816 (262 amino acids)
Molecular function (GO): protein binding
Source: RefSeq, a predicted model, not a curated record